AAAAUUCACCAGGAGCAGUUCUGGCACGGUGGCACCGCUCUCUCACCCUCCCACGUAGCCUACCGCUUGAGCCGACAAACACAAAUGCCCACAGCGACAAUCAUUAAUCGCCUCGGAACUUCGACUUACUGUCCCCUGGAUUCACACUUCAGCACCCUCCUUUAUAUUUUAAAAUUCGUUCUGGACUCUCGAGGGACCGCGCAACAUUGGGCUUUGCUCUCCCCAUAUACCCUCAUUUUCUGAAUGACGGGCGGACGGUUCGAUUUUGACGAUGGUGGCACAUAUUGCGGUGGUUGGGAGGAUGGGAAAGCCCACGGACAUGGCAUCUGCACCGGGCCUAAGGGCCAGGGUGAGUACUCCGGAUCCUGGUCAAACGGCUUUGAGGUAGUUGGUGUUUACACCUGGCCCAGCGGCAACGUCUAUCAGGGCUAUUGGGCGCAGGGGAAACGCCACGGACUCGGCGUGGAAUCGAAAGGAAGAUGGAUUUACCGCGGUGAAUGGACUCAUGGAUUUAAAGGCCGAUAUGGGGUACGUCAAAGCCUCAAUACCCCGGCCAGAUACGACGGGACGUGGAGUAACGGUCUGCAAGAUGGAUAUGGGGUUGAAACAUACGGGGAUGGAGGUACAUACCAGGGCCAGUGGACAGGUGGGAUGCGUCAUGGUUACGGCGUGCGCCAGAGCGUUCCAUACGGCAUGGCCACUGUCAUUCGUUCCCCUCUACGAACCUCCCUGGCCUCCCUUCGCUCUGAGCAGAGCAACGGCACCGUGCUCCAUGACAACCUCUCCGACAGCCCCGCCGGCACCAGGGGCGGCUUCGUCCUAAACUUCCACUCGGACGGAGAGGGCGGCCCGGAGAAGAAGAAGGGCCUGUUCCGCCGGGGGUCCCUGUUCGGCAGCCUGCGACAGCUGCGCAAGUCCGAUUCCCGCUCGUCCAUCUCCAGCAAGCGCAGCUCGGCGCGCAGCGACGGCGCCAUGAGCCGCAUAAGCUCCAGCGACGCCAACUCCACCAUCAGCUUCGGCGAGGGGGACAUGGCGGACGACUAUGCCCCUCUGGAGGACAACGUGGACGCCCUGACCACUGAGUCGUACAUGGGCGAGUGGAAGAACGACAAACGCAACGGCUUCGGGGUCAGCGAGCGCUCCAACGGCAUGAAGUACGAGGGGGAGUGGAUGAACAACAAGCGCCAUGGUUACGGCUGCACCAUCUUCCCGGAUGGCACCAAGGAAGAGGGGAAGUACAAAAACAAUGUGUUGGCCAGAGGCAUCAGGAAGCAGCUCAUUCCUCUAAGGAACACCAAAACCAAACAGAAGGUGGACCGGGCCGUGGAGGGAGCCAUCCGCGCUGCAGCCAUCGCCAGGACAAAAGUAGAGAUCGCUACAUCAAGGACAGCCCACGCCCGGGCCAAAGGUGAAGCCGCAGACCAGGCCGCCCAGUCAGCCAGCCAGGACUCAGACAUCGCCAGGGCUGUGGCCAGGGAGCUGUCCCCUGGCUUCCACCAGCCAGGCCCUGAUUACAUAAAGCAGAGGUUCAAUGAACCGAUUGAGAUCAGAGAGGUCCCAGAGGAGAAGAAGGAGAAGUCUCCCACAGGAAGCCCCCACUUCUACCGUAAAGGGACCACUCCGACCCAGACCCCCACUGAGAGUCCCUCCCAGAGCCCCGCCCCCACGCCCCCCCCCUCGCCCCCCGCUGUCAAGAAGAGCUUCUUUAGCAACAAGAUCACCGCAAAGCUUUCUGGGAAAGAGAACAAGACCCCCGUCGUGGAGACCCAGGCUGCCAGCCUCACCAAGGCUGCCUCCAAGACUUCCCUCAAACAGGAAGUGGAAAUGCCCCAACCCAAACCGUUCAAGGCGGUAGAGCCCGCUGUCGCUAACGCUACCACCAGCCCUGGCAACGGUCAGCUGCACACCCAGUACCAUGGUUACUACGUGAAGGCCGAUGUCAAAAUUCCACCUCCGGAUGAGCCUAUAGGUGUUGAUGAGGAGCUUCAACUCACCGCAUCUGACCUUGCUCGCAUGCCCCCACCAGCCAAGGUGUACCGCACCCCAACACCAAAACCUCCAACGCCAAAGCCGCCUGCUGUGGUCAAAGAGAAUAAACUAAAAAAACAGGAUUCGCACAAGCCAAAGAGUCUAGCAGAAACCAAGAAGGCCAGCAUGGAAAUCAGCUCGGAUACCAUAGAGGAAGAGUCAGGUCCUAACUCAAUUCUGGUUGUCCUGGUUAUGCUGUUGAAUAUUGGUCUAGCAAUAAUAUUUGUCCAUUUUCUGACCUGACAAAGUCUCAACUCAGUGAACUCAUCCAAACUAGUGGCCUAGGCCCCCUAACUCGCUGCGGUUGCGUCAAUGGCCUUUAAAAAUGGCGCCGAGUCAGAUACACACACACAGGCAAACGGAGGACUUGAAAUAGAGUGAAACAUGGGGAGAGAAAGAUGAGACCUGGACCGCCGGGCCCGAGGCCGCCCAGAUUCGCUGGCGAUGAUUUGUGACCCGUCCCAGGUUCUGUGAAACCUGAAGCAAGCAGUGAAAGGGGGAGAGAGAAAAAAAAAAAGGAAAUUUGCUGAUACAAGCUGUAACCAGUCAAGUGCAUUGCCACUCCAUCUGCCUUGGAGGAUGUGUGUGUGUAUGUGUGUCUGCAGGGGGGUGUCAGGGUGUUGUCUUGGAAGGUUGUUGGAAGGGAGGAAGGGGGGUUCCUGGUUGGGGGAGGACUUGACUGGAUAUGUUCGGAGAUGCACUUUUAGUUGACGGAAGCCGACAGCUGCCUUACUAUUUUACCAUCUGACGUGUUUGAGGGGGAGAUGUGCCAAAUGCUGCCAGGGGAUAAAAGUGUCUCAGUGGUCUCUACUGCUCCUGGGAGUGGGUCUGUCUGUCUGACUGUCCGUAUGUCCAUCCAUCUCAAUGUUCACUCUACCACUCGCUAGAAAUCAAACCGUACACUCUGUGGCAGUGGUAGCCAGCAGUCUUACAGCCAUAAAGCCACUGCUACAGCCUUGUCUGGUGUCCAUAGAUCCACAAUAUGAUGCUAGAGCAUGGGGCAGAGUCAGUGGGAUUUUGUUUUGUGAUACCGUGUCCGUUGAUAGCUGUUUUAUUUUUCUUUGUUUACCAAUAUUGAAUUCAAGGGGGCGUUUCAUUUUGUUAAUUUAUUUAUUCAAAGUCGAGACAUCUAUUGCACAGACUUGUUCAUUGGAAUCCCAAAGGAAUUUCAACCGAGCCUUUGUUUCACAAAACAGUUCUUAUGCAGUCGAAAUUUUGAAUUUAAUGUGUAAAAAGAUCUAAAGAAACAAACAAUAUCUUAUGCAAUUUGCAAGUGUGUUUUCAUUGCAAUUACCAUUAAAUUACUGUUUGAAAUUACUGUUUGAAAUCUCAGAUCUCAGAACUAUAGAGAAACAGUUCAUAUUUUACAAUAACUCAAACAUGAAUUUGGAAUACCAUUGUUUGGAUAGUGUUGAAGAAAAAGUUCACACUGUACGUAUAAAAUAAACGUCUGAGACGAUAACAUUUUAAUUAUUUCAUUAUCAGUGUUGAAAAGAUUAUCAAUAAUUAUUGUAUUCCAACAACAAAGAUCAGUAAGUGAUAGCAAAAAUCAUAUUGCACCAAUUAUAACUGAUGUAUGUAUAUAAACUUUAUAGAAAGUCCAUGAAGAAAUUGGGCCACCCUCACAAUUACAUUCAGUUGUCACAUUAUAAACAAUGUUCAUAGUGGUGUGCAAAUGUAUAUUGAUUGUUUUCUGCAAUAAAGGCUCAGUGGAUACUGCAAUAAUGAAUCACUGAAUAAAAUGGAUGUCUUGAAAAAAUGCAAAGAUUUGCUGUUACAUUUCUGGAAAUAUUGCAUACUAUGAUUUGUAUUUAUAGUCCCGUUUCAACUAAUUAAAUAGAGCGAUAAAUACACUACUGUAAUGCAUUCAGUUUUGUUUGAUUCAGACAUGAGUAUGUAAAUUGAAUAUUUAUUUUGUAUGGUACCCAUAAGAAACGCCAUUUCAGAAAUUGACCUAAUUUUUGCAUGCUUGGAUGUGAAUGUUACAUUUCUUGGAUUGUUUUAUUAUCUUAAGCAUUCAGUUAGGUAUCAUUAAUCUGGAAAAAAACUAGCAGCUCUUCCCCAACCCCUAGACUCAACAGAAUUACCUCACACUAACAUGCAUGCUCUGAAGAAGGUGGUGUUUCAACAUCCUUCCCUAUCUAUCUAACGUCCUGCUUGAGUGUUGAAUACCUUCAGGUACAUACAACUGCAUGUUCAGGUGGAUGCCUGACUGGACUUAAACAUGUUCAGGUGGAUGCCUGUCUGGACUUAAACAUGUUCCAGUUUACUGGAUGGAAGAACCAUCGUCUUAAUUAUUAUUUAUUAUUAUUAUUAUUAGGUCUGUUUGCUGUAUUAUCUAUAUUACCAUUUUUGUGCCUAUAGUAAAGCAUGUUCAGUCUAUUAGAGUUUGGAUUUAUUUAUUAAUCAUUAUGUGCCAUUAAAAUCAGAAUAUAUAGUGCAUUGUAUAGAGAGUGUAAUAUUUAGGAGGUAGAAUAUAACUGUUGACAGUUUGAUUAAAAGAAAAAUGGUAGAAAGAGUAAUAUUUUCAAUGGGAGAAAGAUAAAGUAUAGGUUUCAGUAAUGUGCCAGUAUGGACAGAGAGGGCACAACAUUGUGGAAACAUUGUUUUGACAUUGUUUUGGUGGUGUGAUGAUGUGAAGGUGUUUUACAGACAGUGUGGUCUGACUGUCUCAGUGUGUGAGAUGAGAUUGGAUGAGAAGAAAGAAAGCAUCUUUGGUAGAAAAGCCAAUGCAGUGAGGUUUCUGAAUGUUGAUAUCUUGAUGCGUUUUAAUUCAAGAACAGAGAAAGUUGAUACAUUGAAAGAGCCAUUAAUUAUAUAGUUUAUCUUAGAGUUUAUUUUUCUUGUCUAAACUGUAUUUGCACAGCUAUGUAUAAGGCUAUUUUUUACUAGUUGUACCUGACACGCCUUUUACCCUUUUUCAGCCCCAAAUGAUGAGCUUUUGUUACUUAAUGUUUAAAUUAUAGUGACAGGAAUUUUUCUGUAUAAUUUGUAUGUCAAUGUACAUUGUAUACUGUUUCUAGGUCUUUGGGUAUUUUUCUAAAAUGUUCUAAACUGUGUUUUGGAAAACCAUCCUGUUGCCAAACUUUGAUAUGUAGUUUUAAAUGGUUUCAACAUCAAUGUUGUUUACUGUUGCCAGAUUUCCAGGAAAUAUCACUAAAGUUCACCAAAUAUUGACUUGUUUUGAUAUUUCUGGUAUUUCAGACCGCAUAGGAUAUUGUAUUUUUGGCAGUCGUUUCCCACAAGAAGAAUUAAAAAGUGAGUUUACAUGAA
This is a messenger RNA of Osmerus eperlanus (European smelt), 5301 nucleotides long. It is a transcript of the gene jph1b, whose product is annotated as junctophilin 1b. Gene Ontology annotation, cellular component: sarcoplasmic reticulum; plasma membrane; junctional membrane complex. The record is from RefSeq and is a predicted model, not a curated record. Bases 244 to 2271 code for a protein of 675 amino acids. The transcript has 6 exons. Lineage: Eukaryota; Metazoa; Chordata; Actinopteri; Osmeriformes; Osmeridae.